AAGCUCAUGUGCGAUUCUAAUACCUAUACUACGUACGGAUAUCCAUUUUGUAAUUAAAGAUAUAAUCUACAUGUGCGUGCUCGAUAUUGCGGCGUUGCAUAACAUUCCAUGGUGGAAUUUUGUGAUAUGGUUUUAAUGUCUCCCACUGAAUGAUAACACUGGUUUCCGCUGGAAAAAUUCUCAGACACCUAACUCUAAAUUGAUAUGUAUCAUAAUCGAUGUAAAUGUGAAUAAUGCUUAUAAAAACGUAUCACGCAAAGAUUAUGUAAAAUUUUACAUAAUGAUACUGGCACCGCGUUUAACGGAAAAUGAGAAUAAUGCGAUUAGGCAUACGACCGCCUUGACCUUCUUUCCGGUGUGCUUUUGAUUUUCUCUCGAUCGUGUAACAACCAUGCGCCAUAAUCUAACGAUACUUUCCACAGGAUAAUCGUAACUUACUGCACUCGCACCGCCGGGAAAAUGUGUACCGGGCAGUUUUUCAGCGAGCUAACAAUUACAGUCGUGAUCGAACGUGCGCGGAUGUGAUUUUACAUGUGGCACAAUCGUGCCGCGAAAGUCAGCUCGCGAAGAACAGCGUCCGACGAUGCCAUCACACUUCGUGAUCGAUGAUCGCUCGCGGUUUCGCUGCAUUUCCAAUUAUUUGCGAAUUAUCCACUCGUUUCCCGCGAGAACUGAUCGGCGAGUGACGCGGCAGUUGCGAAAUUGACCUCUUUAAUUGGGACGAUCAACAGCCAGCUGUCGCACUUUCGGUCUCGGUUAUACGAGCUUUCUUACUUUCAGGAUCGGCUUUCUCUCCCUUGACCCCAUCAUUCCACCUUCGACCCACUGUCUAACCUUCGAGGCCUUCGGGCGCAGAAAGUCGUCGUGACGUGCUUUCCUUCGCGUCGUUGACAGAAGCUCGUCGUGCGUCGCGAAUCGGCAAUAAACAGUGCGCGCCGUACGCAAAUAACAGAUCGUCUUUAGAUCAAUUCUCGAGGGCCCUCCCCCCCCCGUCUGGGAUUAGAAUGCCGUCUCCUCUUGUUAUCGUCGCAUAACAACGUCAGUAGAUGAUGUAUCCUCCCAAGCGCGUCCACCAUCACGCGGCGGCGGCGACACCAACCACAUACAUCUUGCGAUGUCUCGUGGUUGUAACUAUGAUCGCGGCUGCGGCGACGUUUUUGCAUAUUAACAAUUACAGGCCCAAGCAAAUAUUCCUCUCCUGCGACAGGCCAUGUCAUCACUUGGAUUGGCCCAUGAUUUGCCGGGUGAAACUCACCUUAGAGGUCUUCCAGUCGCUCAGCAAAUCAUGCGGAGAUUGCCCGUUGAAUCAGACGGCUUGCUUGGCAAAUCACUGCGUCGCCGCGGAUGGACAGAGACGGGGCAUCCUUACGGCCAAUCGUCAGAUGCCAGGACCUAGUAUCCAGGUUUGUGAAAACGACAUCCUGGUGGUGGAUGUGAUUAAUCGUCUUCCGGGUAAGGCCACGGCGGUACAUUGGCGUGGGCAAACACAGCUGGAGAUGCCGUACAUGGACGGCGCGCCGUUGGUAACGCAGUGCCCAAUACCGAGUUACACGACUUUCCAAUACAAAUUUCGCGCUUCCGUACCCGGCACACAUCUCUGGCACGCGCAUGCAGGCGCCGACGUCAGCAACGGCAUCUUCGGCGCGCUUGUUGUGAAGCAAGCGGACCUUCGGGAGCCCCAUCGCGCCCUUUAUGACAUCGACGACCUUAAUCACGUAGUUCUGGUGACCCAGUGGCAACACUCGCCGGAAGUAUCGUUCAAUCAGGGCCACACAAAGCCGGCGAUUCUUCUGAUCAAUGGGAAGGGUCGUCAGCCGGGCGGACCCUCGGUACCCCUCACGACAUUCACGGUCGUUCCCGGGCGACGUCACCGAUUCCGCGUUGCUAACGCCGGAGGCGCCGGUGCGUGUCCCGUGACGUUAUUCAUCGACGGCCAUUCGCUUCUCCUGAUUGCACUUGACGGACAUCCCAUAGAGCCGCGACAAGUCACCUCGAUAACGCUGGCCAAAGGUGAAAGGGCAGACUUCGUGCUCAGAGCGAGUCAACGCAUCGGCUCGUACUGGAUGCACGUUCAUACGGCGAAAGAAUGCGGAACGAGCACGGUAAACGGCGCGGCGGUGCUCAACUACAAAGGCAGCACGGAAGUCCCGGCGGACACGACGGACGCUAUCGAUCAGCGGGACAUCGACGAGGUGGAGACGACCAGGUUGGCCGCGACCACGAAUCCCGUGGACAAGUGUGGCGGCCGUGAGAAUCUGUGCGUCAUGGACGUGCAAAACGUACGCAAGAUGCCGCACGUCCUGGCCAAGCCCAGGAUGGACGUGACGAUGUACCUGCCGAUUAAUUACAGAGUUAACCAGGAGACCGAACUAAUAGAUAAUGGCGGGGCAACGCGGGUAUUGAACGUGGACAACGCCACUUUCACGUUCCCGUCGUCGCCGCUGUUGACCCAGGGCAGCGACGUGUCCCCGGGGAUGCUAUGCUCCAGAGGCGAGCACGACGGCGACGAAGACGAGCGCGGGGGGAGCAACGAGGGCGCGCUGUCGCGACGUCCAUGCCGCGCCGUCGACGACGCCAACGGUGCGAGCGACCUGUGCGAGUGCGUGCACGUGCGUCAUGUGCCGCUCGGAGCUACCGUGGAGAUCAUUCUCUUGGAUCAGGGUGGCCUGGACGACUUGGUUUACCAUUUGCACGGCUACAGUUUUUACGUGGUGGGCGCCAGGCAAUUUGGACGAAGCAUGUCACUGCAAAAUAUACGGAAUUUGGACAAGAGAAUGCAGCUGUUCUCGCGAAAUCUCGACUGUGCACCAGCCAAGGAUACCAUCGUUGUGCCGAAAUUUGGAGCAGUAGCGCUGCGAUUUAAAGCCGAUAAUCCGGGUUAUUGGAUGUUACGAGAUGAACACGCGGCUGAUUGGACCCGCGGUUUAGAUGUUAUUCUGCAAGUCGGUGAUCCUAGCGACAUGGUGGCCGCACCGCAGGACUUCCCCAAAUGCGGAUCCUUCGUUGGACCCGAUUAUUUUCUUAUAUAGACUGUUACUUCAUUAAUUAGUAAAUUAAUUAUGUAUAUAGUUGUAUAUAACAAUAGCGUUCCAAACACAUACCUAAUCGCAAGCAAAUGAAUUUUCUACGACCUUUUGUAUGAAUAA
Molecule: messenger RNA, 3146 nt
Organism: Harpegnathos saltator (Jerdon's jumping ant)
Lineage: Eukaryota; Metazoa; Arthropoda; Insecta; Hymenoptera; Formicidae
Product: laccase-2
Exons: 10
Coding region: 1047-3029 (660 amino acids)
Biological process (GO): iron ion transport
Cellular component (GO): plasma membrane
Molecular function (GO): copper ion binding; oxidoreductase activity
Source: RefSeq, a predicted model, not a curated record